Molecule: messenger RNA, 1245 nt
Organism: Merops nubicus (carmine bee-eater)
Lineage: Eukaryota; Metazoa; Chordata; Aves; Coraciiformes; Meropidae
Gene: TNFRSF1A
Product: tumor necrosis factor receptor superfamily, member 1A
Exons: 9
Biological process (GO): inflammatory response; signal transduction
Cellular component (GO): signaling receptor complex; mitochondrion; membrane raft
Molecular function (GO): tumor necrosis factor receptor activity; tumor necrosis factor binding
Source: RefSeq, a predicted model, not a curated record
GUUAUCCUAAUGUUUGUCUGUGUGUUGACAAAGGAAUCUGUAGAAAUUGCUCCAGUGCCAUAUACAUUGCAAGCCCAUUGGGUAGCUUCAAAUGGAAGAGACCCCUCUAACCCCUUGAGGAGAGAAAAGAAGCAGGUGCAGUGUCAACUAGGACAAUACCUACAUCCCAGAGGGACUCACUGCUGCAUGAGAUGCCACGCAGGUACCUACAAGGCAAAAGACUGUGAUCGGCCUGGCCAGGCACCUGUCUGUCUCCCCUGUGCUAAUGGCACAUUCACGGCUGUUGAUAACACCAUAUCUAAAUGCUACCCCUGUACCCGUUGCCGUACAGAAUUCCAACAGAUAGUGGAGAGUCCCUGCACCCUGAAGCAAGAUACGGUGUGUGGCUGUCGGAAGAAUCAGUAUCAGAUCUCCAUGUUCGACUUCUUCCAGUGUAGGAACUGCAGCUCGUGUGCCAAUGGGAUUAUUGCCAACUGCUCAAAGAACAGAGACACGAUUUGCAGGUGUAAGCCUGGCUUCUUCCUGACACUGAGUAACGUUUGCAAGCCUUGCAACAGCUGCAUUGGAGAAGAAUGUUUGCAGUGUCAUAGCCCAGUGACUACCUCACCGACUUCAUCUGGGCCGAAUGGGAGCCUUGUCCUUGGCAUCAUAGUGGCAAUAUUCGGCAUUAUCUCUGUCCUCUACGUUGUAAAUAAAGUAGUGAAGCUGGUCCGGGGAGAUGGGAUGCCAUCAUCUUUCUACUCCUGUGUUUCUUUGCUGCACGCAACCAAGGAGCCAGUAUCUGAGGUUGAGGUAAAAAGAAAUGAAAUUUCCAUCCUUGCUCCCGAGUCCCAGAAGGAAAUAGAAUUGUCAGUGAAUGCCACACCAUCUGCACCUCUGCUGCAAAGUUCACAAGAGCUACCAGACUGUGUCAGUCCUGCCAGGAAGACACAGCUUCCAGACAACCCUGUUAUUCUCUACACGGUGGUGGAUCACGUGCCGUUCUCCCGGUGGAAGGAGUUUGUGAGGCGGCUGGGCCUGAGCGACUACGAGCUGGAGCGAAUCGAGGCGGAGCACCGGCACUUGCGGGACGCCCAGUACGAGAUGCUUAGACUGUGGAAGCUGCACAUGGGCCACGCCGCCACCGUGGAGUACAUCAGCUGCGUUCUCAACCAGAUGGAGCUCAGUGGCUGCAGUGAAGCUAUUCAAGAGGCUUUGCUAAACCAGAACUCUCUUCAACCUUGCAGCCUCCACAGCCAUCUUUAA